Carassius carassius (crucian carp) is the source of this 1825-nucleotide messenger RNA. RefSeq names its product protocadherin-15-like. The transcript has a single exon. NCBI's taxonomy places the organism in Eukaryota, Metazoa, Chordata, Actinopteri, Cypriniformes, Cyprinidae. The coding region runs from base 328 to 1734 and encodes 468 amino acids. The record is from RefSeq and is a predicted model, not a curated record.
GUCAUCUGUGUUUCAACUAUAGUAGUCAACUUCCAAAGUAGUUUCAAGUUGACAUUAUACUGUAAGUAAGGUAUAGCUGUAUUUGUGAUAGUUUCUCAGAGAUGUUGAAUAUACUUUGCUUCCAAUUGCCUAGCAUUGUUAUCAGCUGCCUUUCUCUAGAUCAGUAUUGAUAUUAGCUUGGCACUGUGUUAGCGCUGUUCUGUGAAAACUUGUUUUGGGUGUUUGCCUAGAAUUUGGUUAGCAUUUUGUUCUUAGUACUAAAGUCAAUCCAAGCAAGUGCUUUUUGUUGCUGGCUUCCCUCCUAAUUCCCCAUCUAUCUUGCUGUUCAUGUUCUCUGUUAAGUCGAUCUUUGUCUCUCUUUGCGGUUAUGCUGAAAGCAGAACUAAGAGGUGUGUUCUGAAGGACGGCGAUCAGCAGCGUCUCAUUAGCUCAUUUGCCUCCCGUGCCAUCACUGCUCAUCAGCUGUCCACCGCUAAUGGAGUCCUGCUUAACCACUUGCCUAAGUCAGAAAGCAACAUUACCUUCCUUUCUGAUGAGAACCCUCUUACUACAACCAACCCCCUGUACCAUGAUGAUGGCACCCUCAGCAGCCCUGAGCACCAAAAUCAGAGGUACCACCUGGGCAUGUAUUCACCCAACAUGAGAGGUCUGAGCAAGUCCAUCCUGCGCUUCCCAUCUACAGACUCAGGACAUGCCUGGACUUUACCUUCUAGGUUGCACAAGUGUGAGACCAAUGAAGCCCUACAGAGUAGAAGGGUGGCAAUGUAUCCAGUUCAGUGGGAGCUGCAACUGCUGAAGUCUGACCUUAAGGACAGUAAGGAGAUGAUUGAUGGAUUUGAUGGGUUUGUAGAUGAAGAUACAGAGCCCAAAUUGACAGUAAAAGAGCAGGCAUGGCAGUUUGAGCAGCAGGCCUUGCAGGACAUAAGGCAGAGGCAAGGCCAGGACUCUCUUGGGUCUCUCUCUUCCGAAAUUAUUCUCUCUGUUUUUGAGACCCCACAGUCUUCAGUCAUGGGACAUAACAGCAGACCCCCAGCAAUAAUCAUUACCCAGAGUGACGGAACGCCUCCGCCUAGUAACAAGCCCACUCCACCAGUGCUGCGGAAGUUCAGCAGAAUAACCACCUAUCCCAAUGAGGAGUCUUACGAGGUCAAUGUGGAGAUCAUCCCAGACCCACCAGAUGUUCCUGCUCCACAACCUCCACCACCUCCACCUCCACCUCCCUCCAGUCCCCCUCCACCUCCUUCCAGUCCUCCACCCCAAUCCAUACCUGUCCCUCGAUCCCCACCAGACCCUCCCCAUCCAACCCCUCCACCUCCUCCUCCUCCUCUCCCACCUCCCUUAUCUCCAACCUUUUCCCGUUCCAUACCUCCUUCUCCAUUUGUCCUUCCUCCUCUUCCCUCAGUCACAUCCCUUCGAGCAGUGUCCUUGCGGCCCACACCACCUCCACCACCGCCUGAGUCUGAGCUUCCCAAAAGGGAACUCAAAGGGAUCCUUAAAAACAUCCAGAACAUAGCUGACAUAGAAAAAUCCAUUGCCAACAUGCACAGUCAAAUAGAUAAAAAGCAGCGCCCACCAAAGAUUCUCCCCAAACCAAAAGUGUCUGUCGAACCAGAGGGUGGUGUGUCAGAGGUGGAGCCUGUACAAGAAAUACCAGCACCAGAGCCCAAUCCAAACAUGAACUCACUAGUGGAGGAGCUGGAGAAACGCUUUCCUUCUCAGUCCACUAUCCUGUGACACUCUCGGUCCAUGUUACUAUUACUGUCUUAGAAGCGGUUCACACAGGAUGCAUUCUAGCAUUACAGCAUAUUGCUAGAGUCCAGCAGAA